Penicillium malachiteum is the source of this 819-nucleotide messenger RNA. RefSeq lists its product as uncharacterized. The transcript is spliced from 2 exons. NCBI's taxonomy places the organism in Eukaryota, Fungi, Ascomycota, Eurotiomycetes, Eurotiales, Aspergillaceae. The coding region runs from base 1 to 819 and encodes 272 amino acids. The record is from RefSeq and is a predicted model, not a curated record.
AUGCAUUUUAUGUGUUUUGGUACCCUCAAACCCGUCAAGGAAGCCCUCAACCAAGAAGAGCCUCCGACAAUUGACGACAUCAAAGCCCUAGAAUGGGUAGAUACCAGAAGCAAGAAAAAUCUGAAAAAGCUAAGGAGUACCCUCAAGAAGAACCCGCGGCCUUCACAAGCCGGAAUCUCUGCAACGAGGUCUAGGGAAGAGAAAGAUAAGCGUAAUGAACAAAGCCGCGUGGCAUGGGCUGCAAGAACAGAUGAAGAAAAGGAGGAUGAGGCACGCAAGGACCGGGAACGUCGACAGAUAAGGGAGGCUAGAGAUGGGCUAGAUGCGAUUAAUGUCAAACGCAGAGCGAAACGGGCUAAAAGAUCUAAGGAGGAAAAGGCGGAGGAUGCACGCAAGGACAAGCAACGUCGAGAUAGAAAGGAGGAGAAAGAAGGGAAAGGCGUGAUUAAUGCCAAACGCAGAGCGCAAUUGGCUGGAAGAUCUGAGGAUAAAAAGGAGGAGGCUAGACGCAAGCAUAACGAAGCCUGCAAGCGUGACAACCAGCGUCAAAAGGAGUUGAAAAGGUUGGCUGCUGAGAAGGCCACAAAGGAAGAGAGACAGAGACAGACUCUGACUCUGAAUCUGAGUCUGAGUCUGUCUCUGAGUCAGAGUCAGAAACGGAUGUGCAGGCCGAAAAGGAUGACACCAACCUUAAGAGGAAGCAUCCCACGACCAGCUCAAAAACCACACCAAGGAAGAAUUCGGGUUAAGUCGCGACAUGACGACUUUGGGAGGUGGUGGGAGAAGUCGUUAACUUCCCUUCCAAGUUUAUCUCAUUAA